AUAAGUAGUAUGCUAGUGGUAUUUUAAGAUUGAAUCAUUUGGUUUGUAUGAAAGGAAAUUAUGUUGGAAUAUGUUUUAAAGUGCCUGAUGAUGUGCAAGCUAAGGCACUUUGUCAUUAAAUGAGGAUAAUAUGAAAGCUAGGAUUAAGGGAAGUUCAACAACAUGCAAUUUUGUUUUUUCUCUUAGCUCCCAAGAACAAUCAAAGACCUUGGGUCAUUCCUGAAGGCUCCGACAACCAUUUGUAGAUGAAAUAUUUAAAUAAAAAGAUAAAGGUUGUGUUCAUGAUGAUUUGGUUGGAUUCUUCAUAUUGAAUAACAUCAUCUUUAAUUUUUACUCAGACUCUUAGUUCAUUCAAAUGACGAGGUCUGCUAUUUGUUAUGGUCCAUUUUUUUUUUAUUCCUAUUUAUUCUGUAUUGACUAUUGAGGACCAAAUUGGUGUAAAGGAUAAGGAAGAAUGUUGAAGCAUAUGUUUCUUCAGUUAAGGAAUCAUGGUGUGUUCCAAGGUGCACUAUUAUACCUGAUACAUGGAUUGAUAGGAAGGAUUGUUCAUUUGUAUUAAUGUUAUUGCUUACUCACCUAAGGGGGUUUAUUUUUCUCUAGUUUAUUGAGUAUUUUGAUGUUUCUAAGAUAUGACUGUUUCAUUAAGACAUACUUGAGCCUUUGAUUGAGGAAAAUUGAACCAAACAACGUUGUUCAACUUAUCUCCGAAAAUGCUAAUUAUAGGAUUCCAAUUUCUUUGAUUGUAUAGAAAUAUCCUCAUAUUCACAGUAUACGGUGUGCCCACCAUUAGGUGUAAUUACUUUUGUAAGCCAUUAAUACACAAAUUUCAUGGGUACAAGGGUUAUUUCAAAAUGCAAUGUUGAUUGUUGACUUUAUGUAUUUGUAUGGUAUAAUUCUAGCUUUAAUGAGGGAAAACACAAAGUAAAAAGUUGAGAAAAAAUUGCUAGACUAGAUUUGAAGACACCAACCACCUUUUCUUCGAAUAGUCCUUCUCCUCGUUUGGAAAAGAGUUCUCUUGUUGUUGGCUUUCCAGAAGAAGACCUCCUUCUUCAAAGAGGGUGGAUUUGGAUUGACAUGACCUUCUCAAAUAACUAUAUAUGUGUUGUUGUUGGGAAGCUUGGCCGCCAUUAAUCACAUUUGGAUGGUGCGCAACCUUCGUAGAUGGAUUUUUAACUCCAGAUCUUUUGAUUCGAUUUGGACAGCCAUCUUCUUCGAUGUUAGCUCUAAAUUGGCCUCAUACCCCCUUCGUAGUAUCCAGCGGUUGGAUCACUUUUAUCUUUUGAGACCCAAUCCCGAUUGUUAUUUGUCACCUUUGACCAGAAAAACAGCUUGAUCUGAGAUAUGGAUUUUGAAAUAUCAAUUUGAUUUAGAUGGUCGAGUCACCAAAAGAACCAACCCAAAUUUGGCCUAUUCUGGGCCAGUUGUGCAGCCAAUUUUCAGCCCUCUUGGGGCCAUCAAACCAUUCACUUUGCUGCCUCUGACAGCUCCAGCUGGAGCCUCUAGAAGCUUUCCCAUUUGGUGACCAUCAACCCAGUUGUCCAGCAUUCCAAUUCCCAGAUUUUGUUUCCAAUUUGGAUCCUACACAAAAAUAUUUACCUCCAUUGAGCAGCAGCUUCUCAGCCCAGGAUUGACAGCUAUUUGGUCCCUUAUUGGUGUUAUAGAAGAAUCUUCCAAGCUGCCAUCGAACCAGCCUAUUGCAGCUUUGGAAGUUGUCUCUUUUUGUCCUGUGAUGGUGGAGUACAGCUGUGAUUUGUCUCUUAGUUGGACAAGUCAUCAAGUCUUCUAGAAUGCCCAUACAACUGUCCUUUAUUGUUGAAGAAGACAGCUUCAAGGGAGGGGGGGCUAAGCAACCAUCGAACUACACACAGCCUAGGAUUUAGUUUCUAUUGUGUGUCCAAGUUAGUUUCCUAUUUUGUAACUAGGCUAGUUUCCUUUUUGAGUUCAGUAAAAUUGCAGUUUCUAACUUAUUCUUACUUGGUUAGCAAGUUAGUAGUUUAGUUAGGAAGUUUAUUUCCAGCUUUAGUUUCCUAAGUUUUCUUUUUUGUUUUGCUUUAUAUCCAAGCUAUGUAAGCCUAUUAAGGGAGGACCCAUCGAUUGUAAUUUUUAGACAGAAUUAAUUAAUGAAAUUAUGAGUGCAAACUCUUGGCUUAACAGCUGUUCUUGAGAUGUGAGAUGCCUAGCCAUUGAGGGGUGUAUACCCAAAACGUGAGGGGUGAGAUACCCAUUGCACCAUUCUUCUUCCACCCUUCUUCCACCCUCUAUUGAUUCCCUUGUUAUUUAUCUUCUUUGUUUGCUUAUUGUGAGAGUGUUUGAAUGCUAUUGAUGACCAAUUGAAGGAUAGAAGAUUGAAGCAGCCUUGAAGACAGCCAAGAGGAGGGAUCAAUUUCAGCAAGGAUCAGGGUUUUGACCUGAGAUCAAUUUCUCAGAUCUCACAGGUCUGAGACCAUCUCCGGGAACCCUUUUGAGGGUUGCCUCAGGUGCCUAAAAGAGGCCUUUGACCAGGACUGCAGGGCUAUCAAAGCCUUGGGUUGAGAGCUGCUGGAUUUCUCCCUGUCAAGCCACUCAAGCCGUAACGGCUGCUAAAAUUUUGGUUGCUGUGCUAUUGAUUCCCUGCAGCCCAACUGCGGACAUGAUUUGGAAGACAUUUGGGUCCCUUUUCUAGACAUCUAUUGGCCAGGGCUUUUCGACUGAUGUUAUCUGCGUAGUAAACAAGGCAUUUGAUAGGAGAUAACUAUAACAGAAUCCAUCUAUAUGAUUGGACUUUGAAGUAGACUCAAAAUGAAGUUUUUGGAACACACUUCCUUUGACAGCAUUAAUGAUUUCCUAAAUCAUGUAAAUCUUGGAGAAUGUACUGUUAGUGGAAAUCUUGAAGCUUACUCCUGCAAGCAUACUGGAACUGAUAGGAGGCUGUCUUUUAGUUUGGAAAAUCAGAUUCUUGAUUCUCUUGGGCAAUCUUCCGACAGUGACCGUUCCUCUCCGGGUGAAAUCCUGUCGAGUAGAUCCAGCCGAAAGACACUGAUUUACCUGGUUCUCACCCUGAGCCACAUCUAUCCAGAUUAUGACUUCAGUGCUGUGCGAGCCCACCUGUUUUUCAGGGAGGAAGGAUGGGAGAGCUUCAAGCUGACAUUUGACACUUACAUGUUUGAAACAGCAAAGGAAUGGGCUGAGGCCAACGGUGGCAGUACUCUACUUGAAAGUUUAUAUAAAGCUUUGGAUGAGGUUGUUAAACUAUCAGAAUGUGAGAUCUACAGUUACAAUCCAGAUUCGGAUGGUGAACCUUUUCUAGAAAAGGGAGCGAUAUGGGCAUUCAAUUUCUUUUUUUAUAAUAGAAAGUUGAAGCGUGUUGUAAGUUUCCGCUGCUGUUGCUUGAGCAAUUUGGCAGUAGAUGGUUUUAUCAGUGAUGAGUUGUCUGACAAGGAAGAUGCAGAAAUUUUCGAUGAGAUGGACAUGUGAUAGAUCACUCCACCCAAAUAAUGUAAAAAUUAGCUUUACACCUUGUGAACACCUGUUGUAUAUUACUUAAGCUUCGCCAUUUGAGGAUGGUGUUGUACGCAGCAUGUCACUGAACUCUGUUUCAGAACAGUUAGCUGUUGUAGUUAAGGUAAUCUGUUAUGCAACACAUGAUCUGAAUGUGAUUGCCAACAGUGUAAAGACGGGUUCUUUGUAUGUGGGUUCUUGUACUAUUUUGUAGUCUCUCAUGCUUCCUUCUUGUACAUCAUCACUGCAUCACUCUUUGGAAUAAGAUUGUCACUUGUCCAAGAAAUAA
Macadamia integrifolia is the source of this 3766-nucleotide messenger RNA. Its product is annotated as repressor of RNA polymerase III transcription MAF1 homolog. NCBI's taxonomy places the organism in Eukaryota, Viridiplantae, Streptophyta, Magnoliopsida, Proteales, Proteaceae. Gene Ontology annotation, cellular component: nucleus. Gene Ontology annotation, biological process: negative regulation of transcription by RNA polymerase III. Bases 2779 to 3453 code for a protein of 224 amino acids. The transcript is spliced from 11 exons. Gene Ontology annotation, molecular function: RNA polymerase III core binding. The record is from RefSeq and is a predicted model, not a curated record.